Anthostomella pinea is the source of this 1626-nucleotide messenger RNA. Lineage: Eukaryota; Fungi; Ascomycota; Sordariomycetes; Xylariales; Xylariaceae. The record is from the annotation of a GenBank genome assembly.
AUGAAAUGCCGGCUUGACAGUGGGAACACCUGUCGACGAUGCCAACGUAGCGGUGUCCAGUGCAUCUUCCUGCCGCGUGCCAAUGCCGCCACAUUGCCCGAGUCUUUGGUCGACUUCAGCCAGAUUGAGCUCAACGGAGACAUACUCCGCAGACUUAGGGCAAUUGAGACACACCUCGGCCUUACCGGUAAUGGGCCGGAAAGUCCCGUAGAGGAACAGACCCACCACGGCUUCGACGGGUCGCUGACGAUAGCUUCGCCGGAGGAGAUCGCUCUGAGCUCCCUAUGGGAAGCCGUCGGGUGCCUCGAGAAGAUCUCGGUACCCUUGACGAAGCCCUCAAUAUGGCGCAGGAGCACAAUCAAACAUCUUUGGCUGGCAUUCCACGACCGGAUGCCGGGGCUUCACUUCCUGCCCGAGAAGCAGACCUUUUCGUCUCCUCGGCCGUUACUAUUGGCGUCCAUUCUGUACUGCUCAAGUGCCCGGGGGCCACCGGACAUGGCCGAGACAGCGCCCCAGUACUUCUCCGUGCUGUGCAAUGCCAUAGCACAGCUGAGCGUCCCGAACAGUGAGAUUGGCCGCCCGCCCGAGAACCCACAGGAGGCCGAGGAGUGGGCUUUUCAGACGGUGCUGGGCAUCAUCCUGGCUGGCCUUCUCACCGAGGCCAACAUCCGCGAGACGGGCAUCUGGAUAUCGGUGGCCUAUCGACUGAUUCUCGAGCACUGCCCGCCGCACAUCGAUGAGAGGUCUAGGGAGUGGCGGAAGCUGUUCAUUGGCACUCAGAUCAUCGACCUCGAGCACGCCUCUCUCCACCUAACGUGCCCGGUGAUCCCUAUCGAGCCACCCCUCCAGGCACUCAAGACUUCCAAUCGAGAUCAGCUCUAUAGGCUGUCACGGAUGAUGCACACGGGCUUGACGCACUUCACAGGACGCGGCUUACCGACCAUAUGGUCCUGCUUCACAAGUAACCCACCGGAGACAAUGAACUCGAACUCUACAUGCACCUUCAACCAGAUAGACGCAGCAGUGAUCCGCGACUGGGCCCGCCAGCUGGAUGACUGGCUUGUGGAGUUCAGCAACGUGGUCGAGGACGCCGAUGCCGACCGGACAUCGGUGUUCCGCCAAUACGUCCUCCAUCGCCUGGUCGUUCUGUCUAUCUACCAUCCCGCGAGGGGGUGCAACCUCUACUCAAAUACGAUUACACCGAAGGAGCAGCACGAACUGCUCCUCUCUGCCCGUGCGACUAUCAGACUUCACUUGAACGAUUCCUCCAUAUGGUCUAACUGGGACCUGGUCAUCAUCACCUGGGCUGCGUUGAUUGUCAUACAGGGAGUAGAAGGGGAAGCCGGAGAACCCGAUGACCUGCGAAACAUUCGCAUCCACCUGGAUUUUCUGAAGCAGACCAGCGAGCCCAAGCCAAGCCUGCGAGACAAACUAAUUACACGACUCGAGCAAAGCCUCACGGGGGUCCAGACGCCGACUCACCCAUCGGGCUUGGAUCCGGCUAUGAAUAUACAAGCUCUUAGUCCAGAACUGGAGUUCUCGUGGCAGAUCUUUGACCAUUCCAGCUUGCGACAGAUGCAAUUCCCCGGAUGGCCAGACCCUUCGUCAUUACAGCCAAUGCAGUGA